Messenger RNA from Suillus bovinus, 1482 nucleotides. Its product is annotated as cytochrome P450. NCBI's taxonomy places the organism in Eukaryota, Fungi, Basidiomycota, Agaricomycetes, Boletales, Suillaceae. The record is from RefSeq and is a predicted model, not a curated record. The transcript has 11 exons. Gene Ontology annotation, molecular function: monooxygenase activity; oxidoreductase activity, acting on paired donors, with incorporation or reduction of molecular oxygen; iron ion binding. Bases 1 to 1482 code for a protein of 493 amino acids.
AUGGCGAUUAUCAUUGCAUGUACCCUCACUAUUGUCUUGGUCACCCUCUGGAUUAUGAAGCAACGAUCGCAAACCGCAAGGCAGCUGCCAUUACCGCCAGGACCGUCUCGACGUUGGCUUUUAGGAAAUACGAUGCCAAAUGCGCCGUUACAAUUCGCGAGAUGGACAGAACAAUACGGACCCGUCUUCUCCCUCAAACAAGGCCGUAGGAUUUUCGUGAUCAUAGGACGUCAUCAGGCUGCGGUGGAUAUCAUGGAAAAAGAGGGAGCAAAUCUUGCGGAUCGCCCGCGUUCUAUUGCAGUGCAAGAGACACUAUCUGGCGGGUUGAGAGUGGUCCUUGAAGGCAGCGGUGAUAAACUGCGUCGGCUGCGCAGGGUCUUGCAUGCAAGCUUGCAACCCAAGGUCGCGGAGACCUAUGAGCCCAUACAGACCAUGCAUGUGAAGAAUAUGGUUCUAGAUAUCUUAAAUGAUCCAAAGAACCAUCAAGGUCACGCCAUGCGUUAUUCGGCUUCCGUGGUCAUGUCCAUCACGUAUGGAAAAACUACUCCGACUUCGUAUACAGAUCCUGAAGUCGUUGCCGUCAUUAGGUCUCUUGCGCGUUUUGGUCAAGCUAUGAAGCCGGGAGCAUACCUUGUGGAUACUUAUCCAAUCCUGCGUUUCGUCCCAGGCUACCUGAGCGAGCUGAAGGCAUGGCACCAAGAAGAACUUACUCUCUUUAAUGGGCAGUUGGACGCGGUGCGAAGACAAAUGCGCGAGGGGACUGCAAGACCAUCGUUUGCUAGGUUCAUUUUAGAGCACCAGAAGCAGUACCAACUGGAAGACAAAGAACUAGGAUAUAUAGCAGGAGGAAUGUUUGGGGCAGGUUCUGAUACGACGGCUUCCGCAAUCACAUUUAUGAUGAUGGCUGCUGCCGUUCAUACUGAUGCACAGGCUCGUGUACAAGAGGAACUUGAUAACGUCGUGGGGCUUACGCGACUGCCGACAUUUGACGAUCAGGAAAUGCUGCCGCAGGUUACCGCGUUCAUGCUCGAGAGUAUGAGGUGGAGACCUGUCGCCCUUGGAGGCCUUGCACAUCGCGCGACCAAGGACAUAAUUUGGGAGAACUAUCUCAUUCCUGCAGGUGCGACUGUUAUUGGCAACCAUUGGGCUAUCGCAAACGAUCCCAAGGUCUUCCCAGAACCGCACAAGUUCAAUCCUCAGCGUUGGAUCGACGAUGCAGGUCGUGUGCGUGAUGAUCUCAAGUUUUUCGCUUUUGGCUUUGGCCGCCGAGUGUGUCCCGGUCAACAUGUCGCGACUCGAUCUGUCUUCAUCAACACGGCUCUUAUUCUCUGGGCUUUCCGCCUUUCUGAGAAUCCUACAGCAAAGAUCAACACGCUUGCUUUCUCGGAUACUACAAACAUACAUGCUGCUCCGUUUGAGAUAUGUUUCAAGAAGAGGGUCGAUGAGAACCUGAUUAGGGAACUGUGUGCACCGGGGGAGUAA